CGCUGAGAUUGUCCAUUCGUCCGUUUUGAACGGUUCGCACUUGGUCCCGACCAAAUCCAAACCUUCGAUGCGCAUGGCCGAGCAUGGCGCCUGUCAGAGACAAGAAGAUGAUCCAUGUUUAGAAGUCCAAUCCAAUCGGGUCUCUGGGGCUAUUUCUGGAACCGACCCCGGGAAGAGGAACUGGAUAAAUACGGAUGGUGGUGAUAUUUUAUGCAAGUGUCUCCCACAGACAUUGCUCUCUCGGUGUUGUGAUCCCCCUUGGACAUCUAUCAUCUCUCAAAAGACCUCAAUGGCAUAUAUUCAAGAUGCAUCUUAUAUAAGCUAUAUUGUCAUAGCUGCGAGCGUAGUAGCCGGUACCGCGAUUAUCCACGGCAUUGCAAACAAUCCCGCUGUCAAAGCACGACGAGCUGGUGCCCAACUACCACCUGGGCCCAAACGAGACUUUCUCAUAGGAAAUCUCCGCAACUUUCCAAAGGACAGAUGGUAUGAAACAUUUACACGCUGGAAAGACGAGUUUGGUGAGUGCGACUGUAGCUCGGCCCAGUUUGGUGUUUAUUUUAUGAAGCACCGGACGGGCUACCUCUCGGCACUAUACCCCUCUGACUUACUUUAUACAAUAGGUGAUCUCAUUUAUGUGAACUUAGCCGGCGUUCCAAUGCUCGUUUGCAAUUCGUUGGAAGCAGCCGAAGAACUGACUCUAAAGCGGAUGAGCAUAUAUUCUUCCCGACCUUAUCGAACAAUGACAAACCAACGAAAGGUGCUUAGGAAAGCAAUGGGUUCACAAGCCGCUCAAGAAUAUGAUUGUCUCAUUCAAGCAGAAUGUGCGAGACUUGUCGAAGAUUUUUCUGGAUUUAGCGGGGAACCAUUCUCUGUUGUCAGCAAAUAUAUAGGGGCAAUAAUUGUCAAAUUUGGCUAUGGCGAAAAGAUUUAUCAAGAACACGGGGAGGAGAUGGUCGAACUGAACAAGGAGCGGUCUCGCCAGAUCAAUCUAGUCCUCCCCAAAGUCUGGCUAUAUAUCCCUUCGUGGUUCCCAGGCGCCAACUUUCGCCGCGUCGGUAUCGAAGGCACAAAAACAGGUACCAAGGUGAAUGGUGUUGCCGACGACUCGAUUAUCGCCAAAUAUAUCAACGAUCCCAGCGUACCAAAUGAACACCUUCGUGAUGCUGUAGCUAUGAUGUAUGCCGGUAAUGCUACAUCGAUCGUCAAUUUCUUCUUUGCGAUGAUAUUGCAUCCCGAGGUGCAAAAGAAAGUGCACGAAGAGCUGGACAGAAAGAUUGGAGGGGGACGAGCGCCGGACAUGAAUGAUAUUAAGGAACUUGAAUACUUUAACGCUGCUUGGAAUGAGUCCAUGAGGUGUAAUGCUACGGUUCCAUUGGCUGCUGCUUAUGGUCUAAGCACUGACCAAGGAACAACCUUGUCCAGAUAUAUUCUACGGGAUCCCAAAAUAUGGGGCGCUGAUGCUGAUAAAUACAAUCCGAAUCGGUUCUUGCCACAGUUCAAUCCUCGAGUAAAGGAUUUGCCAGAUAUGUCGAGCGUUCCGUUUGGAUUUGGCCGAAGGUAG
Messenger RNA from Acaulospora colombiana, 1561 nucleotides. The record is from the annotation of a GenBank genome assembly. Lineage: Eukaryota; Fungi; Glomeromycota; Glomeromycetes; Diversisporales; Acaulosporaceae.